Messenger RNA from Prunus armeniaca (apricot), 741 nucleotides. NCBI's taxonomy places the organism in Eukaryota, Viridiplantae, Streptophyta, Magnoliopsida, Rosales, Rosaceae. The record is from the annotation of a GenBank genome assembly.
AUGCCUGAUCAAUUGUGGGUUCUUACGUGUGUUGCUUGUGGAGAACAACACUUGACAGAGGACUUGCUUAUUCUGCUUGUUGAUCACGGAGUGAGACUUUUACUUGUCAUGCGCUUGAAUUUUAAAUUGCAUGUUUGCUUGGAUGAACUCGACCAGCCACGUUUGAUAUGUGGCUUGCGCGUGCUAGUUUUAUUUUGCUUCUUCCCACUCUUUCGUGUGCAGGUGUUCACUGUUUUGCCAAGACUUGCCAUGAUGUCUAUUAAUCCAUCAUCCAUAAUCAGGGACCAUCUUUACUCCACGGAUGACAGGUUAAAGAGAGGGAGGCCCCCUCCUUUGCUUAAAGGUACCGAUGAAGACAUAAUUAUUGAUGGAGAGCCAGUGCCCGAGGUGACUCCAAUAAUUGAUCCUGCAUCCGUAUCAAGGUGUUGUAUAGAGAGAGGCCUAUUUCCAGCAGUCCCCUUGUUCUUUCAGUAUCCAUGCGGCACCAGCAAGGGUUGGUCAGAGUGGGUUGAUCGGGAGUUGAAGAAUCCGUCUACCUGUGACAUCCUAAGCCGGGCAGGGGUGCUGGAUGCCAUCUUUAUUUCUAAGGCUUACGAAAUCCAUAUUAAAGCCCGGAUGCUUCGACACAUGGUUAGGCGAUGGAGUACUGAGACACAUACCUUUAUUUGUUCAUGGGGAGAGUUUACCCCCACGCUUGAGGAUGUAGCCACCAUUUUCCACCUUCCACUUUGCGGCAGCUAA